AUGACUUCAAUGACAGAAUUUCAGUCUCUCACCACUCUCAUUAAGCGCCUCGAAGCAGCAACCUCGCGUCUCGAGGAUCUUGCAACCUCAGGUGCCACUGUCGUAGCUGUUGGCACAAACAUAAGUCGAAAUUCGCUUGGAAGCCAACCAGCUGUACCCUCUUCGCUGGUUUCCCCACCUAUCAUUGAUCCCACAGCUGAAAUUGAGUUGCCACCUGCACUUUCCGCCUACGAUGAAUUAAUAGAAGGUCCUUUGGAAACCUUUGUUGAACUUUCGAAAAGUAUUGGUGGGCUCGUUGAGGAUCAAAGUCAUGCCGUCGAAGAUAUAUUUAUAGCACAACGUGAUUUUCUUGACGUUGCCAUAAAAAGCAUUAAACCAGACACCAGAACGUUUGCCGAACUGAUAAAACCGACACUGCAAGCACUUGAAAAGGUUUGUGAAUAUAGGGAGAAUAAUCGGCCGUCUCCGUUCUUUAAUCAUUUGUCUACCGUCGGCGAAGGGAUAGGAGCGUUAGGUUGGGUGACUGUAGAGUCUAAAACGGCACCUUAUGUUGGCGAUUUAAAAGAAAGCUCACAGUUUUACGCGAAUCGUGUGAUUAAAGAGUUUAAGGAUAAGGAUCGCACCCAUGUAGACUGGGCAAAUAGUUUUGUGGUGCUCUUGACAGAAUUACAAAAUUACGUGAAAAACUAUCACACAACUGGGCUUGUCUGGAAUCCGCAGGCUGAUAUGAGUUCAGUAUUUGCGGAUCUUAAUCGUGGAGAGGGCAUUGUAAAUACUUUGAAGAAAGUGGAUAAAAGUCAAAUGACACAUAAGAAUCCAAGUUUGAGGGCUGGAAGCACUGUUUCAGAAGGUCAACAAAAGAAAGGACCUGCUGCGCCACCAAAACCAGCUGCAUUAUCUCUCAAGAAACAACCUAAAACAGAACUUAAUGGCACCAAAUGGAUUAUAGAACAUUAUGAGAAUAAUUCCAAGUUAGUGAUUUCGGAUACUGCGAUCAAUCAAACCGUCUACAUAUUCGGAUGUAAGAAUUCCACAAUACAAGUCAAAGGAAAAGUGAAUGCCGUUAUUUUAGGCGAGUUAUAUACUUGUCAGAAAACGGAUCUAUUGUUAGAUUCAGCCGUAGCAGCGAUCGACAUUGUAAACUCGAAAUCGGUUCAACUUCAAAUUCAAGGUCACACACCCACAAUCAUGAUCGAUAAAACAGACAUCGGGCAAAUCUAUCUCUCGUCCGAAUGUCUUAAAACUGAAAUUCUGACUGCGAAAAGUUCCUCGAUAAAUGUAAAUGUGCCAGGUGUUGGUGAAAAUGGCGACUACGCAGAAAGACCAAUUCCAGAACAAUUUAAGAGUACCAUUGUUGAUGGGAGACUUGUUAGUGUUCCGGUAGAACAUACUGGAUAA
Messenger RNA from Ambispora gerdemannii, 1398 nucleotides. NCBI's taxonomy places the organism in Eukaryota, Fungi, Glomeromycota, Glomeromycetes, Archaeosporales, Ambisporaceae. The record is from the annotation of a GenBank genome assembly.